AUGAAUCAAAUCUCUCAAUUCUUCAAGCGUUCUGCAUCACAGCCUGAAAUCUAUCCUCUUUUUGUCAUUCUCGGUGGCGCUCUUACUGGCAUUGUCUUCAUGAGUUCACAUCAAGCUCGUGCUCCUGAUGUCGUCUGGAAUCACAAAACCAAUGCUGAGCCAUGGCAGCAUGUCAAGGAUGGCGAACAAGUCAAGUUGGCUGCUUUCAACCAAAAGUAUGAAGGCAAAUAUACUCGCAAAGAAUGGUAA
This is a messenger RNA of Mucor velutinosus, 249 nucleotides long. It is a transcript of the gene CYS17, whose product is annotated as Cysteine synthase 1. The record is from RefSeq and is a predicted model, not a curated record. Bases 1 to 249 code for a protein of 82 amino acids. The transcript has a single exon. NCBI's taxonomy places the organism in Eukaryota, Fungi, Mucoromycota, Mucoromycetes, Mucorales, Mucoraceae.